AUGGCGGCUGCGGUUCUAACCGAGAAGGUGCUGGCGACCAGCGCAAAGGAGGAGCAGCCCCUCGCGGCGGCGGAGGAGCUGUCCGCCCAGAAGCGCGAGCAGAGACUGCGCAAAUUCCGGGAGCUGCAUCUGAAGCGGAAUGAAGCCCGUAAAUUAAAUCACCAGGAAGUUGUGGAAGAAGAUAAGAGACUUAAGUUACCUGCAAAUUGGGAAGCCAGAAAAGCUCGCUUGGAGUGGGAACUGCAGGAGGAAGAAAAGAAAAAGGAAUGUGCAGCCAGAGGGGAGGACUAUGAGAAAGUGAAGUUACUGGAGAUCAGUGCCGAAGAUGCAGAAAGGUGGGAGAGGAAAAAGAAGAGGAAAAACCCGGACCUGGGAUUUUCAGAUUAUGCUGCUGCCCAGUUACGCCAGUAUCAUCGGUUGACCAAACAGAUUAAACCUGACAUGGAAACAUAUGAGAGACUGAGAGAAAAACAUGGAGAAGAGUUUUUCCCAACAUCCAACAGUCUUCUUCAUGGAACACAUGUGCCUUCCACUCAGGAAAUUGAUAGGAUGGUCACAGAUCUGGAAAAACAAAUUGAAAAACGAGACAAAUAUAGCCGGAGACGACCUUAUAAUGACGAUGCAGAUAUCGAUUAUAUUAAUGAAAGAAAUGCCAAAUUCAACAAAAAGGCAGAAAGAUUCUAUGGGAAAUACACAGCUGAAAUUAAACAGAAUUUGGAAAGAGGAACAGCUGUCUAA
Pipistrellus nathusii (Nathusius's pipistrelle) is the source of this 738-nucleotide messenger RNA. The record is from the annotation of a GenBank genome assembly. NCBI's taxonomy places the organism in Eukaryota, Metazoa, Chordata, Mammalia, Chiroptera, Vespertilionidae.